Messenger RNA from Vicia villosa (hairy vetch), 2865 nucleotides. RefSeq lists its product as uncharacterized. The record is from RefSeq and is a predicted model, not a curated record. Lineage: Eukaryota; Viridiplantae; Streptophyta; Magnoliopsida; Fabales; Fabaceae. The transcript has 5 exons. Gene Ontology annotation, molecular function: zinc ion binding. Bases 1 to 2865 code for a protein of 954 amino acids.
AUGGGGAAGAAGAAGCGUGCGUGUAAGAACAAGGUUCCGCCACCGUCAAAGGCCAACAAACCGCCGUCACAGUCCAAGCACAGGAAGAAAAAGGAGCAGGAGCCGGUAAAGUCCAAGAAGGAGAAGCAAGUCAGGCAUGCAAACAAGAACGAAGAAGGAGGAACCUCCGUUCGUGAUGAGGAGUUUAACGAUAAGUUCAGUGCUGUACUCCAAUAUGGUGGGGAGUUUGUGUUUUUGAACGACGGUCGUACGAUUUAUAGAGGUGGUAUGUCGUCGUUAGUUUCGGAACUCCGUUUAGAAGAGUUUACCUUGGAUAGUAUACAUAGGUUGGUGAUGGGUUGGGGUUACCGGGAAGGGACAUAUAGAAUCUGGACUCUAAUUCGUGAAAUAUGUGAAGAUUAUUUUCAGAUUAGAAAGGAUGACGAUUGUUAUGACUUUGCUGCAUAUAACUGUGCGAAUCGAAUAGACGGGGAACUUUUUAUAGAGCAUGAUGUUGUAGAUAUGGAAGCAACAGUAAGACUUCCUAGGUGUGUUAAUGAGGUUGGUGAGAUGGAAGGAAGUGAUGAAGAUGAGAAAGAGAUACCAAAAGUUGCUGAAUAUGUUAGUGUUAGUAAAGAGAAACCUUGUGAGGAAGAUGAAUAUAUUAGUGAUGAGUUGGAAAGUUCUGAUCCUGAUUUGUCUGAUAGUGAGAAAGCUAAAGUCCAAAAGUUUGAAAAAUUCAAAAAGGAGCAUUUAAAUAAGGAUUUUAAAUUUCAGUGGGGUAUGGAAUUCAGCUCCCUAGAUGAGUUUAGGUAUGCCAUACGUGAAUGGUCUGUAUUAAAUGGGAGACAAAUUACUUUUAUCAAAAAUGAAAGCGACAGGGUUAGGGUGGUGUGCAGGGCCAAUUGUGGGUUUUUAAUGCUAUGCUCCAAAGUGAGCCACAAGAGGACAUUUGCUAUAAAAACCAUUGUAGACAAACACACUUGUGCUAGGGUUUUAGACAAUAAAUCUGCAAAUUCAAGGUGGGUGGCUAAGAUUGUUUUGAAGAAGAUGCAGACCUCACAGGAUGUCAGAAUCACUGAUAUUAUACAAGAUCUGAGGCAAAAUUACUCUGUAGGUAUAACUGUUUGUAGGGCUUGGAAAGCAAAACUCAUAGCCAAGAAGAUGUUGGAGGGAGAUGCAGAUAGGCAGUAUGCAAUAUUGAGGAGGUAUGCUGCAGAGUUAUUAAGGGCCAGCCCUGGAAACACUUUGGCUAUAACUGUUGAAAGGCCUAAUCCAACAAUCCCACCAAGAUUUGGUUGCUUUUAUUUCUGCUUUGAGGGAUGUAAAAAGGGUUUCAUUAAUGGAUGUAGGCCCUUUGUGGGAGUGGAUGGCUGCCAUCUUAAAACAAAGUAUGGUGGUCAGUUGCUAAUUGCUGUAGGGAGGGACCCUAAUGAUCAGUAUUUUCCACUUGCUUUUGGGGUUGUGGAGACAGAAACAAAAGAAAGCUGGAAGUGGUUCUUGGAGCUGUUGAUAAAUGAUGUGGGCCAGAGCAACAAAUAUGUGUUCAUAUCAGACCAACAAAAGGGUCUUGUUGCAGUCUUUGAGGAGAUGUUUGAGAGAAUUGAGCACAGGGUUUGUUUAAAGUUGAUAGAUCUUGAUGCCUGGACAUGGUUAAUGGGUGUUCCUCCAAAAUCAUGGUGUAAGCAUGCUUUUUCCUUUUACCCUAAAUGUGAUGUACUAAUGAAUAACAUAUCUGAAUCAUUUAAUGCUACCAUUUUAAGUGUAAGAGACAAACCUAUUUUGACCAUGUGUGAGUGGAUUAGGCUGUACUUGAUAAAUAGAUGUUCUGCCUCAUCAGCCAAGCUAAAAAAAUGGCCUCAUAAAGUAAUGCCAAUACCUAGGAAGAGGCUUGAUAAAGAAGUCAUGCUAAGUGGACACUGGUUGCCCACUUGGGCAAUGGAAGAGACCUUUGAGGUGAAUCAUUCUUAUAAUGGUCAGAAGUUUGUAGUUGACAUUGCUAAGAGAAGUUGUACUUGUAAUUUCUGGGAGCUAGUUGGCAUCCCUUGUAGACAUGCUAUUGCUGCUCUGUCUUUCAGACAACAGAAUCCAGAAGAUUUUGUAGACAGUUGUUAUCAUAGGGACAAGUAUGCCAUAUGUUAUAGUUUUGCUAUAAGUCCAAUAAAUGGUGAAGAAAUGUGGCCUGAAGUAGAAGCUGAUCCAAUAAUGCCCCCCAUGUACAAGAGAGGUCCUGGCAGGCCUAAGAAAUUAAGGAUUAGAGAGUGUGGAGAAGAAGGUGCUAGAAGAAGGAGAUUACCAGGUGUGUCUUAUAGGUGCACCAUUUGUGACAAAUUUGGUCACAAUGCUCAAACUUGCAAAAGCACAACUCAGAAUCCCAAUGCACUUAAAAGAAAGAAAAAAGUUAAGUUGGAUGCCCAAACUGCUGCAACUCAUGAAGUUGAAUCUGGUGCAACUGAUGUAGCCCAAACUGCUGCAACAGAUGGAGCUCAAACUGCUGCAACUCAUGAAGCUGAAUCUGGUGCAACUGAUGUAGCCCAAACUACUGCAACAGAUGUAGUUCAAACUGCUGCAACAGAUGGAGUUCAAACUGAGACACUUCAGACUGAUUUUUUUGGAGACAUCACUGAUGAUGUGAUCUCAAGCCUGCCAGACUUUAACUCUACCCAAUGCUCUGCUGUGGAUGGAACCUCACAAAGGAGAGGUAAGAAAAAGAUGUCACCUACCAAGCCAAUCAAGAGGAGGACAAGUGAAAGACAGAAGUUGUUCUGGUUUAAAAAACCAUUAACUGGCCCAGGUGCUAGCUCUGAAGAACCAUUAUCAGUGACUGAUGAAGAGAACAAUGAUGAGUCAAGGCGUGGGAAGAAGAAAUUGAAGAAGAAGUAUUAA